UGUCUAAUUAUAAUUUAGGGAGAUUCAUUUGUAUGAUAUUAGUUCAUAUGUGAGAAAGUAGUUUUUAUGUAUUUUAUGUGUUUAUUUUAUGGGCUCUUUACAUAGAACUCUACAAAGGCAGUAAUAAUAAUUAUUGUGUCUCAAUAGGAUUUAUAUUGAUAUUCUACAUUUAAUUUAUACCAGUAGUGUGCAAAAAGUCAGCAGACUGUACUGCAAAAUACUAAAGUAAUUGAAAAUUUUGAAACAUACCACCAAGGAGCCAAUAUAUGAACUAAAUAGAAUGAUGUUGAAUAUUUCCUUGCACUGGCAGUGAUUAUAAAGAGGCUUUAAAUUUAGAGUUUUGUUGAGCGAAUAUGAUAGUUAUUCUAAAGGACUAAAGGAUUUAUAGGGCAUUGACCAGGAAUAAGAGUUUGACCUUUUUCUAUUUCUUUUGUAGAUAAUGAAAUGGUUUCCAGUUUGGCAUUGCAGAUGUCACUUUAUUUUAAUGCUUACUUUUUCCCACUUUGGUGGGUGAGCUGCAUUAUGAUGCUUCAAAUGAAAUAUCCAAUUUUGCCUGAUUACUACAAAUUCAUUGUGGUGACUGUUAUCAUCCUAAUAACCUUAAUUGAAGCUAUCAGGCUGUAUCUGGGCUACAUGGGUAACCUACAGGAAAAGGUUCCUGAGCUAGCUGGCUUUUGGCUUUUGAGUCUUCUACUGCAGUUGCCUUUAAUUCUUUUCUUGCUCUUUAAUGAAGGACUACUGAACCUGCCCUUGGAAAAAGCGAUACACAUCGUCUUCACCAUGUUCCUUACUUUCCAAGCUGUUUCAGCAUUUCUUACCUUGAAGAAAAUGGUAAAUCAGUUGGCAACUCGUUUCCACCUGCAAGACUUUGAUCGGCUCUCUGCAGAUAGAGCAGGCAUGAGGACCAUGAGGUCCUGUAUAGAAGAGAUUUGACCCAGUGCUGUUUAUUGAGAAUCUGAAAGGUCAUUCUAGAAGACUGCAAGUUAGGAAAACAUCAGAGAUCUAGCGUGAGAAAGAGAACAAAGGAAGUGUUUGAAACUGUACACUCUCUGGCUCUGAAAUCCCAAGGUGAGGGCAGUGACGGACUGCACAGCGCAUGAAAGCAGUAAGUCAACCCUGAAGCCUGAUGCCAAAUAUCUUAAUUUUUUCGUGGUUGUUAACUUUCUCAGGUGUGCAGAAUUUCAUGUUGGUGGUCACAGUUUACCAGCUUUACUGUAACAUUUCUAGUUAGAAAUGUGUCUGUUUCUUUUAAACUUGUCAGCUAUCCAUCUCUUGGCAGUACACCUGAAGCACAUGGAAAUGCUUGUCAAUAUUCUGGUGUGUUAGACUACAUUUGUAAACCAAGACACCAAAUUUUCAUGGCUGCUAGGGUUAAAUUAUAACCCUAGUUUCAGCUGUUAUCCUGAGGGUAAGAAGAAAACAAGUGGAUUAUCAUGGUAUUUGGGAAGUAUUUUUAUAAUAAAAUUGUAAUUUUCAUAAAACCAUGUUCAGUAUUUAUGGUGGUGCUGGUGUGCAAAAUGUCUUUAUAAUAAAUUAUAAAAUAUUUAUGGUAAAGUAUUUAUAACAAGUCAUGCUUAUCUUGUACAUUUUUUUGGGGGGGGGAGGGCCAUGGGCUUAUUUUUAUUAGAGAGUUGCAAGUGACAGAAGGAAAAAAAAUAUGUAGCAGAGAGCCUUUUAUGUAGUGGGCACUGUACUAAGCUCAUUAAUCCUUGCGAUUUCAUCUAUUAUAUCAUUAUUCACUGAAGAACUGCUUCAUACCCAGUAAAUUCAUAUGAGGCUUGAUUUGAAAACCAGAGUGCCUAUUAAUCCAUAGUGAGAGCUAAGGUGACCAAAGAGACUAUACUCAUGAUCUUAAAUAAGCAUGUUCCCUUGCUAAUAGGAAAACCUAUUUAAGAAAAUUCUGGUAAGAGCAAAAUUGCUUGGGUGUAUCUGAAUAUUAUUUUUAAGUGAUUAUAAGAUUAUCUUAAGGGAUAUACAGUAGUCCCCCCUUAUCUGCAGUAGUCCCCCCUUAUCUGCAAGCCCUAGUGGAUGCCUGAACCCUCAGAUAGGACUGAGCACUAUGUAUACAAUGUUUUUUUAUAUACAUAUACAUACCUAUGGUAAAGUUUAAUUUAUAAAUUAGGCACAGUAAGAGAUUAGCAACAAUAACAUAGAAUAGAACAACUGUAACAAUAAACUGUAAUAAAAGUUACUUGAAUAUGGUUUCUCUCAAAACAUGGUACUGUACUAUAUGCAUCUUUUCACUUAAAGAAAGCACUUCAUGGCUUCUCUUUGGCGUAUCUUAAUUGUCAGCAUCACUACUCUUGCACUCUGGGGCCAUUCUUAAGUAAAAUAAGGGUUACGUAAACCC
Miniopterus natalensis is the source of this 2350-nucleotide messenger RNA. It is a transcript of the gene TMEM17, whose product is annotated as transmembrane protein 17. The record is from RefSeq and is a predicted model, not a curated record. Gene Ontology annotation, cellular component: ciliary transition zone. Gene Ontology annotation, biological process: non-motile cilium assembly. Lineage: Eukaryota; Metazoa; Chordata; Mammalia; Chiroptera; Miniopteridae.